Halichondria panicea is the source of this 6844-nucleotide messenger RNA. RefSeq lists its product as uncharacterized. Bases 3712 to 5880 code for a protein of 722 amino acids. The record is from RefSeq and is a predicted model, not a curated record. Gene Ontology annotation, molecular function: RNA polymerase II cis-regulatory region sequence-specific DNA binding; DNA-binding transcription factor activity, RNA polymerase II-specific. Gene Ontology annotation, biological process: regulation of transcription by RNA polymerase II. The transcript is spliced from 11 exons. Lineage: Eukaryota; Metazoa; Porifera; Demospongiae; Suberitida; Halichondriidae.
ACUCAGCAAAAACAUACGACACGGGCUGGGCGUAGGCAUAUAAUUACUGCUCAAUCAAAACUAAUUAUACCUCGUUGCUAUAGAGCUGCACUGCGCCUGUCGUACCUCUUCUGGGUAGAUCUAGUGCAAUUGAACACAUCGAAUACAUAGUACUGGAAUGAUAGUACUGGAAUGCUUUGAUGACCUUUGGGAUCUUUGCGGUCAGGCAUCAAGUGUCACUGAGUGUGUAUGUACAAUUAUACUUCCUUGUUAGGCUUUAUUACAUCGGUGUGCAUGAAUAUUUGCAGUGCAUGUGCUUAUGUUUAUACUAUGCCUCAUCCACGAGGAUAAUAUGUACAAUGCAACUUUUGUGGGGUGAUUGAAGAACAAUAAGUAUUCACAUAUACAACUAAUGGGGCUACAUUCUAAAUACAGCCCAUAAUUAUAAUAGAACCCGUAUAUGUACAUGUGUGCAUGUUUCAACUAACUGUUAGUUGACAUAGAACUAAAAUUUCAACGGAAAAAGUAAAUCUAGUAUACCUUACCGGUAAAGGAAUGUCACUAUUUUCUGAAUUGUUGAAUCAUCUCUCAAGCCCAGCAAUCCAGUAUAGCAAUAUUUUCCUUCAUCAAGUUUCAGUCAUAUUUAUCAUAUUUAAUCAUGGAUAUGUCUCGUGAAAAAGCUUCACCCGAGUGGGAGACGAUUGUCGAGUGUUCUUCACUACUCAUCGACUCGAUUAAAGGAAGUGUCGACAGUAUUGGGAAUGAACUCCGUAGCAAAUGGUUUUUAUCAGAGAGUGAAUACGAAAGUUUAAAACAGAUUGGUCCCGGCUCAGAACCUUUUAUUAGGGCUCGAAAAGUUAUCAGUGCUGUAGAAUGUAGGGUAAAGUCUCGACCGGCAUUGUUUGAAGAUUUUGUUGCUGUUCUGAGGAGUCAAGGUGAAUGGAUGCGUGACUGUACCAAACAAGUCUAGGAAUGUUACAAAGCGAAGAAACUCGUAAGUUCUGAAAAAAUGAAGGUCCAGGAUUUGUGUGCCCGUACUGUCAAAAGUGUACUCUAGAAGAUUUAUUCAUGUCUGGAUGUCUGCAAGAAAAAGCAGAGAAAACAACUCCUAGUAUUAGCUCACCAACUUUUCCUUAUCUCGAUACUAAACGUUUAAGUGAGCCAGAGAAACGCAUGUUAUUUGACAAGUUAACUACUGAUUAUGAAUCGAUUGUGAGUGCAUUUUGUAAGCUCUGCAUGGCACUGUCCAAGUCCCCAGCUUUGAAAGAUGAGAUAGAAAAUAUUAAGCUUUUCUUAUCAGCCUCUGCAAUCUUCUCAAAAGAAGAAAAGAUGAAACUACUGAGUUCAAAGACAAUGACUGAAGUGCUCAUGAUUCUUCAACUAAGGGUUUCUUUCUUUAAUCAUCAAACUAUAAAGUUGGUCGUGAAUGAAUUUGGGUCAUCAGAUGACAAACACAAAAUGCAAAAAUACUUGCAGGAGUUUAAGUCUUAUUGUGAACACGAUGUGUUCGAAGUACCUCACUCUGUGUUUCAUCCUGGUCAUACCGAGGACAGAGAACACUCGAAAUACUUUGCCCUGAAAUACUCUGAUUCUGAAGAAGAUCCCAUUAAGUUACAGAAGAUAACUAAAAUCUGCAGCCGUAUAGCAAAGACCUUGCACAUAAAUUCUUGGGCUUUGUCAUUGGUAUCCAUUGAAAAGGGGUGCAUAGUCGUAACAUUUGCCAUCCCUAUUGCGAUAGCCACUAAUGUUCUACCAAUUUCUGAAGGUCAGUUGACAGAAUUGAGCCGAUAUGGAUUAGGUGCCAUUGAUGAUAGAGCGUUAGAAGAGUUUUCGAAUACUACUGACGAUACUAUUUUAAAGCUCGACAGGGAAAAUUCUACCAAACAUGAACUAUAUAAAGCAGAAGUUGAUAAUGAAGAGGAGGCUACUGAUGUGACAUGGGAGAGUGGAUACGGCACUGGAGAGGCAGUCCUACAGGAGUGGAUUGGUGAAGGACAUCAAAGCACUUUGUCUACAGAUUCAGACUUAGUGUCUAUCAAGGACUGGCAUCUGUAUACGCCACUUCUUACACUCUCAGAAAAGGAUUCUGGACCAUACGAAUCUUUAUAUAUAGUCAAGUCAAACCAGCUUGUGUCCUCAGAUGCUUUCCAACAGCAGAUGGGAAUGCGAUACGCUUUCAGGACGCAGACGUUCCACUGGCUUCAUGAAAAUUUGGAAUCUUCUGAAAGCUGCUAUGUUUCCAAGACUACACUUUAUGAUCAUUACCGGAGACACUGUACUGCGUUAAGUAUGGAGCCUGUCACUAUAGCAGUGUUCGGAAAACUCAUUCACUCAUUGUUUACUAGGAUGACAACAAAAAGACUAGGCACCAGUGGGAACUUCAAAACUUGUUACUAUGGCAUCCGGAUAAAGCCUGACUCUCCCUUACGCAACGUUCCCACAGAUGAGACUGAGAUGCCUGAAGUUCAAGUGCUAUCACCAUUGCUAUCCUCCCCUCUUCCGCUACCAAAUGAAAAACUGUCUUGUCAGCCUUUAAGUGAGGAAUUGGCUUACCAGUUACCUCCACUACCAAGUGAGGAAUCUGAUCAUCAAAUGCAACCGCCUCUUCUACCAGUACAGCAGUCAUAUCAUCCCUCGGACCAUUCUCUACAAAGUGAGCUGCCAUCUACAUUUAGUAAGCUCCCUCAAGUACUGAAGCGUCUCCCACAAUCGUUCCUUCAGCAGUUGUCCUUCCCAUCUCCCAAUCUACAAAAUGAACAAUUUCCUCUUAGACUACCAAAAGCUCGUAAGCCCUCUCGUCGUCCGCCUCCAACACUUCCAAAACCUAGCAAGCUGAGAAUGCAACAAAAAAUUUAAGCAAGUAUCAUUCUAUAUACCCUAAUACUGUACAUGUAUUGUACAAUCAUAUUUAUAUAUCUCUAGAUCUUGUUAUAUAAAGUUGUGUACAUUUGAUAAUAAUCGUGGAAAUUUUAUCCCAAAUUUGCAUAUCAAAAUAAUGAUAUACAUGCACUUUAGCAAUAAUAAUGGGGGCACAACAGGGAUGUAUGUGUAGCAUAGCGUAUAAUAUAAGAUUGACCGUAUAUGUGGAAAGUGACAUAAUUAUAUACCCUACUCCGCCGAGAUUACGCCCACAUCCAAAAUUAAGCCCAUCCCACCUGUAGCUGCUUUUGUAGCAUAAAAUUAGGGUAGGCGCAAUCUCGGUAGAUUACAGUAAGUGCUUGUGCCACUGCGGCUAUAGAUCUAGUGCCUAGAUCUAUACUGUAUAUUGGGAAAUUUUCGUGGAGUGCAAGUACAAGUUGGCACUCUCCUUAUAUACAGCAAUGUCAUCAUAGCCACUUAUGAAGCGUGACUUUCAGUUACAGGCACUUCUCAUCUUUAUGGGCUCUUGUAGUUAUUGUGACUGACUGUUCUAAAAAACAAGAAAGCUGUCAACAUGUGUACGUGAAUAUGUGGACUAGUCAGACCACACAAUAAUAGAACCCAUACAUAGUUGUGGGAGUGUGCAUGUUUCGACCAUGACUGUUGACAUUGUGUUGACAAUGUUUAAGCCACAAAAAAACCCUGAUCCCUGCGUUAUUACAUAUAGAAGAUGGUUUUAUACGCAAACAGUAGCUAUUCAUGCCUUGCCAAAGUGUCAUUUAGAAUUUAUGUUAGCCAAAUAAUUAUUAUUGUGGACUCAUCUCUCAAGUCCAGCAAUAGAUAUUAUUCAAGUUUAAGCCUAUACCAUCACACAUGGAUACGUCUCGUGAAAAAGCAUCGCCAGAAUGGGAGACGAUUGUAGAGUGUUCUGUACUACUCAUCGACUCAAUUAAAGGAAAUAUCGACAAUAUGGGGAAUGAAUUCCAUAGUAAAUGGUUUUUAUCAGAGAGUGAAUAUGAAAGUUUGAAACAGGUUGGCCCCGGCUCAGAACCUUCUAUUAGGGCUCGAAAAAUUAUCAGUGCUGUAGAAUGUAGGGUAAAGUCUCGACCGGCACUGUUUGAAGAUUUUAUUGCUGUUUUGAGGAGUCAAGGUGAAUGGAUGCAUGACUGUACCAGAAAAGUCGAGGAAUGUUACAAAGGGAAGCAACUCGUAAGUUCUGAAGAAAGUGAAGGUCCAGGAUUUGUGUGCCCAUACUGUCAGAAGUGUACUCUAGAAGAUUUCUUCAUGUCUGGAUGUCCGCAAGAAAAAGCAGAGAAAACAACUCCUAGUAUUAGCUCACCAACUUUUCCUUAUCUCGAUACUAAACGUUUAAGUGAGCCAGAGAAACACAUGUUACUCGACAAGUUAACUACUGAUUACAAAUCAAUUGUGAGUGCAUUUCGUAAGCUCUGCUUGUCACUGUCGAAGUCCCCAGCUUUCAAAGAUGAAAUAGAUAGUGUUAAGCUUUUCUUAUCAGCCUCUGCAAUCUUUUCAAAAGAAGAAAAGAUGCAGCUGAUGAGUUCGAAGACAAUGACUCAAGUGCUUAUGAUUCUUCUACUGGAAAGGGCUUCUUUCUUCAAUCAUCAAACUAUAGAGUUAGUCGUGAAUGAAUAUGGGUCAUCAGAAGACAAACGCGAAAUGCAAAAGUACUUGGAUGAGUUCAAUUCAUAUUGUAAACACAAUGUGUUCGAAGUGCCACACGCUGUGUUUCAUCCUGGUCAAAACGAGGACAGUAAACACUCAAAGUUUGCUCUGAAAUACUUUGAAGAAGGUCCCAUUAUGUUGCAGCAGAUAACUAUACUCUGUAACCGUAUAGCUAAGACCUUGCACAUAAAUUCUUGGGCUUUGUCAUUAGAAUCUAUUCAAAAGGGAUGUGUAUUCCUAACAUUUUCUAUUCCAGUUUCAAUAGCUACAAACGUUCUGCCGAUUUCUGAUGCUCAGUUAAUAGAAUUGAGCCGAUUCGGAUUAGGCGCCAUUGAUGAAGAGGAAGAUGAGUCCAGGUCAUUAGCGAAGUUUUCUGACCUAGAUGGUAUCGUUACUAUAAGAUCUGGAAGGAAAGGUUCUACUAAACGUAUAUUAGCAGAAGUUGAUCUCCCUACAAAUGAAGAAGAAGCUACUGAUGUGACAGGGGAGAGUGGGUACGGCACUGGAGAAGAAAUCCGACAGAAUUGGAUUCAAGGACGACUCCAAACUUCUUCAUCUGCAGAUCCUGGUUCAGUGUCUGUAAAGGAUGCCAAUCAGUAUACGUCACUCUGCGCUACAUUCUCGGGAAAUGAUUCUGGACCGUACUCAUCUUUAGUCAAGUCCGGUAAGCUUGUGUCCGCAGAUGCUCAACAAGGACAGAUGGGAAUGCGAUAUGCUUACAAAAUCCAUUCACAGACUAUCCAAUGGCUUUGUGAAAAUUUUGAAGCUUCUGAAGGCUGCAAUGUUUCCAAGAAAACACUUUAUAAUCAUUACCUGAGGCACUGUGCUACAUUUAGUAUCAAUCCUGUCAAUGCAGCGGUCUUUGGAAAGCUCAUUCGUUCCGUAUUCAUUGGGCUGACAACAAGAAAACUAGGCACCAGUGGGAACUUCAAAACCGGUUACUAUGGCAUUUGGAUAAAGCCUGACUCUCCAUUAAGGAACUUUCCCACAGAUGAUGAUGAUGAUGAUGAUAUUACUAGUGUUCCAGUACUACCAUCACUCCCAUCCUCUCCCCCUUCACCACCUUAUGAAAAGGCAUCUCGUCAGCUUCCUCCAUUACCAUAUGAGGAAGUUUCUCCUCUCACAUCGAGACAGCAGCCAUGCCGUACACACUUUAGUUCCAUAUCAAGCGAGCAUCCAUCUCGUCAGUUUCCUCCAGUACAAAGCCUCCAACAACCACCCCCCAACCUACAGAGUGACCAAUUUCCCUCUCGAUCACCGCGAGCUCGUCUCCCCUCUCCCCAAUCCUCACCACCACCACUGCCGAAACCUCGCAAGCGAUCCACAAAAGCAUACUCCCCAGACUCAAAACCACACUAAGCCCCACCAUAGAUCAAUAAUCUGUGGUCCCACGACAUCUGUAUAGAAACUUUUUAUUGUUGUUGUAGUUAAUAGAGAUUCAGUGCUUAUUUUCCCACUAUGAGUUUUUUACAAAUUUGUUCUAACUUCUGUGGGCACCCAUCUAUGGGGUGCCGUUUGUGUCAAAAUGCUAAUUUUAUCCACUUAUGCAGAAGUACACUGACUUAUACACAAGUGCACCGACUUAUACCACAAGUACACUGACUUAUGCAGAAGUGCACUGACUUAUACACAAGUGCACAGACUUAUACACAAGUACACUGACUUAUACACAAGUACACUGACUUAUACACUAGUGCACCGACUUAUGCAGAAGUGCACUGACUUAUACACAAGUGCACAGACUUAUACACAAGUACACUGACUUAUACACAAGUAUGCUGACUUACACAGAAGUACACUGACUUAUACACAAGUGCACCGACUUAUACGCAAGUGCACCGACUUAUACGCAAGUGCACAGACUUAUACGCAAGUGCACAGACUUAUACACAAGUGCACCGACUUAUACACAAGUGCACAGACUUAUACACAGGUGCACUGACUUAUACAUAUAACCUGACUUGUACAAGUACUUUGACUUAUGCACAAGUAUGCUGACUUAUGCACAAGUGCACUGACUUAUGCACAAGUAUGCUGACUUAUGCACAAGUGCACUGACUUAUGCACAAGUGCACCGACUUAUGCACAAGUACACUGACUUAUACACAAGUGCACGUGCUAAAUUAAUUUAACCUUUAACCUUUAACCCUUUGCACAUGGUUGUUCUAUAGACUAGAGACAUGACAGAAUCUUCAAGUAAAUGUGCAAGUAUUGUCAAACGCUUUAAACCUGUUUACUAAUGCAAUUUUCAAGCUGCUACAACUCUUAACAGAAGCUCUGUAAACAUUACUAUUGUCUGCCCCUUGACUCUGCCUGUACAUGC